CGGCGACGACGACGAUCUCCUCGGCGAUGACAAUCGGCCGACAUUCUCGCGUGAGACGGCAAAAGAUCGUCGUUCCUCGGCGAUAGCGCGUCGCGUGAGCCGUGUAAUCUGCGAUCUGACGAUCGAGAACUCGGGUAUAAAGUACACCGCGCCGAUAAUGAUGGUACUUAGUUAUCUUUUUAAUUGGUAUCUAUUUGCUAACGAGACCCGCGCGCGAUCGUCGCUCGCUCGUUAGGAUAACCGAUCCGCCGUUUCUUCCAGAUAAACGCGUCUACCGGGUUAGGAUAGCCGACUUUCUAAGAUCGAGUCGGCCGGAUCGCGCCUCAUUAAGGUGAAUCGAGUAAAUCUUACUUAAAGCUACAUUCCACGCGAUACCGCGGCAAAUCGCUUUGGAAAGAAACGCGAGUGCACACGCACGACGACGACGACGACGACUCCGUUUUACCUUCGUGAUCGCGGAGCUGUGUGAGACCACCCGCUGAUCGAAUUUACGGAUCGCGAGCCCUCUGCGCGAGUCCGAACUCAAUUAUCACCGAUGGAAGUACCACCCGCGGCACGCGAUACGCGAUCGAUACGCACGAUUCGGAGAUACCUGUGCGAGAAACGAAUCGUUCGGCCGCUUAGUCACCGCUACGAGGGGAGAACGCCUCUCUUUCUCUCUCACUCGGGAAAGAGUAUUUGGGGACCGUAAAUACUCGGCGCGGGACCCGUAGAGUUUUAAAACGCGCGCAAACACUUUAGAAAAUCCAAAUGUUGGCUCUGCAGUUCGGCUCUUUCGCACCUGUCCGGUACGCGUGCACGUGCGCGCGCGGCUUUGCGCCGCUGCGAGGUGCUAACGAGAACGCGGAGUGAUUACAGUGAUCGAAAUCGCGACAAGAAACUUCUCACGACGUCGCUCGAGGCCGGUGUUGAGCAAACACCAAAGACAAAGUUUCCAUGCUGUAAAAUACGUCCGGCGACGAGCGAGCCUGACAGUGAGAGACGGUACCGUGCUCGUCGAGCGGUAACGGAGACUUCACACGCGGCAAGUGCCUCACAUGAUCCGACUCGACAACGGAACGGGGUCGAUCCCAGUUCCGAACGAUCGACUUCCGGUGUGCGUCGGUCAUCCGCUGGUCGCGGAAGCGUAAAACUUUGUCGCGUGCACAUCCGUUUUUCCUCUUUUUUUUUUUUACAUUCAAUAACAACAAGGUGAUUGUGAUGUAAGAGAUGCGUCGCGGUGAUAUCGCGACGAUCGCGAUAGCCCUUCUCAUUCUUGGGCACAUCCAGGAGCCACGGCGAACGAGGGUGGUCGGAGCGGUGGUGGUCGGCGCGGCUGUCUGCAGUCGCAUCCCCGGAUUGGCGAAAAGUCAGCGCGAGCAGUGCAGAAAAGCGCCGCACGCGAUGCCGGCGGUGGGCGAAGGCGCCGCGCUGGGUCUGCGCGAGUGCCGGUACCAGUUCCGACAUCACCGAUGGAACUGUUCCCACGUGUCCAAUGAUCAGGUCUUCGGCCACGUGGUGGUAGUGGGCAGCAGAGAGGCGGCUUUCACGUACGCGAUAAGCUCGGCCGGCGUGACGUACGCGGUGACCGCGGCUUGCAGCCGUGGCAACAUCACAGCUUGCGGUUGUGAACCGGCUAUAAGGACGCCGAAGCAAUUACUGCCGAACGGUUGGGAAUGGGGUGGCUGCAGCGCCGACGUCACGUACGGGAUGAGGUUCGCGCGUAGGUUUCUGGAUGCAAGGGAGAUCGAAGGAGACGCUCGGAGCCUGAUGAACCUUCACAAUAACAAAGCCGGAAGAAAGAUUGUUAAGGCUCUUUUGAAUACGGAAUGCAAAUGCCACGGUGUAUCUGGAUCAUGCACUGUGAGAACGUGUUGGCGAACGUUACCCAGUUUUCGUAAGAUCGGCGAUGCGCUUAUGAAAAAAUACUACAGGGCUAGACCCGUCAUUGCCAUUACACCGCCUCCCCCACCCACAGUUCAGGCAGUGGAUGUAAUAUCGCAUUCAAUGAUACCCGAAAUGGUGCCCAUAUUGGGAAACGACGCCAAAACCCAGGGCAAGCCGAACGAUUUCGCCAAGUCGCGGCACAAUCGACAGCCGUUGCUGAAAAAGAUCGGCAAGUCCAGGAAACCACACUUGGUCCUGAAAAGGACGAAAGCCAACGGCGGACCGGCCAGCCUCAAGAGAAUUCCCAAAAAAAGCGAGCUAGUGUUUCUUCAACCCUCCCCUAAUUACUGUGAGCCAGAUUUGACGCAAGGUAGCCUCGGCACGCAGGGCAGAUAUUGCAACCGUACUAGCAAAGGAACCGACGGAUGCGACUUAAUGUGCUGCGGUCGCGGCUACAACACACAUCAAUUCACGAGAACGUGGCAAUGCAGAUGCAAGUUUCACUGGUGUUGCCGCGUACACUGCGAGACUUGCAUGGAGCGUACUGAGGAAUACACAUGCAAAUAAUGCUAUUAUCAACGUACAACGUGUAUAUAGACUUGCGAACUAGUACAUGUAAUUAUAAACGUAUAGAGUUUAUAUUUAAUGGCAAAAGGAACGAUUUGACGCAUGAGAAACGUUAAUAUUACACGUCCUAGCAAAAAUAAAAUUACACGAGGGUAUCAUAAUUUCAUAAUUAUAUUGCAUAAUGUUUUUCUUGACGAUAUUGAAGUCAAUAGAAAAUAACUGUGUAACCUUUUCGGGCCCUUAUAAAAUUCCGGGCCACACGUAGAGUUUUAUGGUAUUUAAGCAUUGGAUAUUAAAACGAUCAAUGUCUAACAUAAAAAUUAUUGAGCGCGUAAAUAUCGUCCUACAUGCUGACUUUAAAUUUUGAAAGAAUUGCGCCCUACAAAGUUUCAUCCCGCUAUUAUUUUCUAUUCCUCUGUACUUAGAGACGAAAUUAAGAGUUCACAAUACGUAUUUAUGAAACUUAGUCAAUUCAAUGUCUAAAUAUCGUUUAUCGAUAUAUCAAGUAGUAUAAGAUAAUUAAAAAAAUAAUUAAUAUCGAGUUUUAUGAGAAUAAUAAAUGCAUUUCAUGAAUGUAAGAAAUAUAUAUCCAAUCAAGAUCAAUUGAUAUCGACAUUAUUUGGAACAUAUUUGAAUCUUUUAUAUAAUGUUGUUCAGAACAUAUUAAAAUCUUUCGAAAACAUACUGAUCCUGUCCCAUCAACAUGUAACAUCGACGUCUCAAUUCGAUUCCUACAUAUGCAACUUUCUCUGACAAUAUAAAUUAUUUAUUAUUAAAAAUUGCUACAAUGCGUAGUCACAUAAUGCGGAAGCUAUCAUAUAAUAAAUAAAAUUCUGUAACAUCGACAA
Solenopsis invicta (red fire ant) is the source of this 3281-nucleotide messenger RNA. RefSeq names its product protein Wnt-7b (gene Wnt2). Gene Ontology annotation, molecular function: cytokine activity; frizzled binding. The coding region runs from base 1210 to 2433 and encodes 407 amino acids. The transcript has 8 exons. Lineage: Eukaryota; Metazoa; Arthropoda; Insecta; Hymenoptera; Formicidae. Gene Ontology annotation, cellular component: cytosol; extracellular region. Gene Ontology annotation, biological process: canonical Wnt signaling pathway; neuron differentiation; neuron projection development. The record is from RefSeq and is a predicted model, not a curated record.